AUGUUAUCACAAUCAGAAAUAUUCUAUCCAUCAUUUGUUGCUGCUUUACUUGAUAUUGUUUUAGCUAAACCUGAACAAAUACAAAUAUCAGCACAAUAUAUAAUUGCAUCAACUAUUGCAAGUCAUUUAGAAUCUGUUGGUAUAUUAACAGUUGAAUGUUUUAUACGUUUAAAUCAACAAAAUGAAUAUAAACAAUUAUUAAAUGGACCAUUAAAGAAAAAAUUAAAAUCUGAUCCAGAUUUAAAUAAUCAAUUAUAUAAAAAAAUUGAUCAAUGGCUUGAAUUAGCUAAAUGUUAUCGUUCAUUAGCUAAUUAUGAUGAUGUACGUGGUAUUUUUUCUCAAACACCUGGUUUAAAAUCAAUAACAUUACGCGCUAUUGAAGAAGAAAGUCAUACAGAUUUCUUAUUAGCUUUAAAUAGCUAUGUUACAGCAUUAGAACAAUAUCCAUUAACUGAUGAAACAUCAAAUGAUUCAAUAUUAGAAUUAGAACAUGAAUUUUGGACACAAUCAAUGUUAAAUUGUUGUAAUCAAUUAAAUAAUUGGACAAUUAUGUCUAAACAUAUAUUUAUUGAUAAUACAACAUUUGAUACAUUAUGGUCAAAUGCACAUCAAUUAAAUUAUUUAAUGCCAUAUGCUAUACGUGCUAAACUUAAAUUACUUAUAUCAGGCAAUGAAAAAGAACAAUUAGAACAAAAUGAUCUUUGUCAAUUUUUUAAUAAUUUAUCAACAAAUUCAAAUAAUAUAAUUAUAACAGGAAAUUCUGAAACAACAUUUGUUAAACGUUCAUAUAUUGAAAAACAAUAUCCAUUUGAAUUAGCAACAUUUUUUCUUUAUCAAAAAGAUUUUGAUCUCUAUUUAUUUUGUUUGUUUGUAGGUGCAAAAUAUUAUAUUCAAUAUGCCAAAGAACAAUUUUUACUUCGCUGGUCAACAUUAAGUCGUUUAAGUGAAUAUGGUCGUAAAAUAACAAUUCAAUUAAUUCAACCAUAUUAUGAACUUGAUCAAUUUCUUAUAUUUAUUGAACAAAAUUUACCAUUAAUAAAAUCUCUUGAAAAUCGCUAUUUAACAAAUAAUAAAAAUGACACAACAACACGAGAUUUAUUUCUCGAACGUGUACGCAAUGAUUUAUUAUCACAAUGGCAAUUACCAGAUGUUGUACGUAGUUCAAUACAAACAUGGGAUGAUAUUGUUACAAAUCGAUCAUUAUUUUUAGAUAUUCUGGAUGAAUUAAUUGGUGGACCACGAAUGACUUUUACAAGUCGUUUAAAAGCAACUGAAUUUGAUCCAUUAUUAGUUGAUUAUAAAGUUCAAUCAUUACUUGAUAUGUCAUAUUGUGCAUUACGACAACGUAAUUUUAAAUUAGCUUUAACAAAAUUAAAUGAAACACGUCAUCGUCUUGAUUUAUGUCAAAAUCCAUUAAUAAAGUCUAUAUAUUGGAAUGAAAUAUAUUGUGAUGUACAUUUAAAACGUCAUCAAAUACAAUCAUCAACAUCAACAUUAUCAAGUUUAUUAUCAACAAGUGUUGCAAAAGAAUUAAAAAAAAUGGAAAUUAAAAUUCAUUCAUUAAAAAUUAUUGAUCAACAAACAGCAUAA
This is a messenger RNA of Rotaria sp. Silwood2, 1590 nucleotides long. The record is from the annotation of a GenBank genome assembly. Lineage: Eukaryota; Metazoa; Rotifera; Eurotatoria; Philodinida; Philodinidae.